Messenger RNA from Aspergillus affinis, 1677 nucleotides. RefSeq names its product LYAR-type C2HC zinc finger protein. Gene Ontology annotation, biological process: rRNA processing; negative regulation of transcription by RNA polymerase II. The record is from RefSeq and is a predicted model, not a curated record. NCBI's taxonomy places the organism in Eukaryota, Fungi, Ascomycota, Eurotiomycetes, Eurotiales, Aspergillaceae. The transcript is spliced from 3 exons. Gene Ontology annotation, molecular function: DNA binding. Bases 1 to 1677 code for a protein of 558 amino acids. Gene Ontology annotation, cellular component: nucleolus.
AUGGUGUCUUUCUCGUGCGAGGCCUGUGGUGACAUCCUCACCAAGAAGAAGCUCGACCCUCAUCGCAACCAAUGUCGCGGCGCAACCUUCACCUGCAUUGACUGCAUGGUGCACUUCCAAGGCACCCAGUAUAGAGCGCAUACGUCUUGUAUGACCGAGGCGCAAAAAUACGAGGGUGCCCUCUACAGAGAGAAACCGAAGAAAAACCAACGCAAUGGCAAGGACAAUGCCCAGCAAAACCAGAAUCAGAAUCAGAAUCAGAAUCAGAACCAGAGGCAGAACCAGAACCAGAAGCCGAACGGCAAUGGCCACCGCGCGCCCUACGUUGAAGACGCUACCGAUGUCGACAAUCCUAAAACCAGCGCGGCACCUCCGCCCGCUCCGACACCCCCCCCUAACGGUACGCAAAAGUCGGAGCAGAAGGACGACAAGCAAGUCAAUGUGUUCGACUUCCUAGUUGCUGAGAACACCCCCAAUGCGUCCAAGGUCUCGCUUGGCGGGCCCAAGGGGCAGAUGCAAAUGGUGGACCACGCGCCGUCGGUCUUCGAGCCGAGCAAGGCCCUGGCACAUCUUAACCCCGAAGCGGAGGACGAGGGUAAGUUUUACGACGUGGCUUACGAGGAAAAUGGAUUCUCUUACGGCGCCGAACCGAUCUCUCCGUCUGCAUACCCGAACAAGAACGCCCCUAACAAUGCUUCAGUAGAAUUCAUGACCCCAGCCCCCAAGAAGAAGAAGGGUAAAUCGCGAGUAGCUGGAGACGCGAGUGCCACUACCAGUGAUAAGAAGAGGAAGCGUCGCACCGAGGACCACGAUAUGGAAGAUGCCGAUACCCCGAUGUUGGAUGCGCCGUCGAGCGUUGUCAACCACCCAGGUACCCCCAUGCUGAACCACUCCGGACUUACCGGAGGUCUCAACCGGAUGAUGCGAUCGCCAUCCCUCGAUGGCGAGGAGGAUCACCCCCAACGACGGUUCCAGGACCCUUCGUCCCCGAUUAAGCGCACGCGUCGGGACGAGAAGGAGAACAAGAGCGAUGCCGGUCUCGGCAUCUCCAUGAAGAAUCGCGCGGGGCGUCUUGUAUCGUCCAUGUUUGGCGGCUCUUCCGUCUCCGGAGGCAGUGGAGUUAGCCACGAGCCCUCUGGAAAGGCCCUGGUUCGAGCGCGACGACGUAGCUCCACGGAUGACGGAAAUGAGCAACUGGAGGUCCGUAACUCCAAGAAGACCCAUCGCGUGCGCAACCCCUCGACGGGUCAGGUAAUUGCGGCGGAUCCUCGCAAGAGCAAGCGCAAGAGCAGCGCUCAGACCGAGGGCGAUCGGCCCUCGCGACGGCUCAAGCAGAUCAACUAUCCCGACCCGGCGCACCCCCAAUCUCCUCGAGGCCAGGAUGGCCAAGUGAUUGUUUAUGGACAACCGAAUAUUCCUAACGAACUGCAGCGAGAAAUGGCCGGGCAUUUCUUGUCCCUGGUGACCAAGGGACCCGAGAGCGGACGCGGCUUCUCCGUGAACAAGGUGCUAAAGCGGUUCCACCGUGACUUCACGGACGAAUUUGACGGUGAUCGCGGACGCCAUCAAGGCCAGAGCCGCGUGGAUCGGGAGCGCAGGACAGACGACGAAAAGGAACUCUGGCGGACAUUGCGUCUGAAGCAGAAUGAGCGCGGGGAGGUGGUGGUCUUCUUUUAG